CUGUGAGUUAUGACAGCUGAGUACGGGAGCGGAAGUGGGUGCGGGGUACGGGGACAGUACGGAGCUGCAGAGGUGUGGCGUUUCCCCGCGGUUCACGGAAUAAAAGACUGGUAUACUCAUGGAGGCGACCGCAGACUCUGAUCCUGCGUGAACACCUUGGAAGUCUGCGCUACAAGUCCUGCUUCCCCCUGACUCCUGUCCAUAGACUACAGAGACCUCCAUAACGCCCAAGUAUCAUGUAGAUUCCGACGGUUCUGGUAUUUGAUCUUCUUCCAAUCUUCGGUCCCGCUAUAAUGUAAGGAAACCAAGCCAAGGAUCCUGGAGUUGGUGAAUAAUGUAGAAGAUUUUAAAAAGCGUGGCAAGAAUACAUCCAUGGAAAAUGACUGAGGUUGAAGUAUUUGAAAGCAUGUCGUGUGAGACGGAGACUCACACAAACCAUGACAAGGAGGAAGAUAUGGAUACGUUAGAUACCCAGUGGGGGUGGUUCUACCUGGCAGAGUGCGGCAAGUGGCAUAUGUUUGAGACAACUCCAUCAGCAACCUGUUCGAUCAGCAGCCAGGACAUCGAACUGAGCUUCAAAAUGAACCCGAAGGGAACGGUUCCAUUCACAACUAACAAGUUUAACUACAUACUCGAUUUUAACGAGAUGAACCAAACCAACUUAUUCACAGGGAAAAAACGACCAAUAAAAAGAGCUCCCUUUUCUAUCACUGCUUUCAGUUAUAUCUGUAGUAACGGCUCAAUUCCACUUCCCUCCCACUGGGAGCACGUGAACAACGCAGAGCCUUACCAGCUCAUUCCUCUGGUCACGUUCUCCAAUGAAUACAAGGAUGUUGCUGAUCUGGUCGGAAAGUCGAUGGAUAGGGACCGCAUUUAUAACAUUCAAAGAAUACAAAAUAUAGACUUGUGGGAAUUUUACUGCAGGAAAAAAGCACAGCUGAAAAAAAAGAAAGGGGUGUCCAGUAUUAAGGAGGAAAUGCUGUUUCACGGCACUGGUAGCGAGUUUGUUGAUGCCAUAUGCAUUCACAACUUUGACUGGAGAGUGAAUGGGAUGCACGGUACCGUGCAUGGCAAAGGGACAUAUUUUGCCCAGCAAGCGUUAUAUGCGAGUCAGUACUCCCGAAAUAGUUCCAAACAUGGAAGCACGUUACAAGCGCACGGAAUUAACCUUCAACAGGUUUCAUCUUGGGCAAAGAAGUCUAUGUUUCUCGCAAGGGUACUUGUUGGAGAAUAUGCCCUUGGGGACCCUAAAUAUAUUCGACCUCCUUCCAAAGAUGGUAGCCUGAUCAACCUUUACGACAGCUGCGUGGACAACAUAUUCAAUCCUCUUAUUUAUGUGAUUUUCGACAGUAACCAAAUCUACCCAGAAUAUUUAAUUCAGUUUACUUGAAGUGCACUCAAAUAUUCUGGCAGUAAAUACAGGAUCGGCGAAGUCAACCUUCUUCUGGUUCUUACCACACCCCUAUUUUUGGGGUUAUUCCUCGAAUGGGAAAUCCUUUUUCUUUCUUUCUUUCUUUCUUUCUUUUUCUGUGGAAGUUCAUGUUUUCAAUGAAGCCAUUAAACCUAAGGCAACUUUGAGUUUGUGGUUCCACAACGUGACAAUUCUACUGAAACGUUUUCAUAUGUUAGCACUUACUUUAAAAAAAAUGUUCCUGAACGUUUUGAUUGAGUGUGUGUUUUUUUUUUUUGUUGUUUUAUCAAUGAUUUCAGUGAGUUUAACAGACUUUACAGAUAUAGCCAGACAUUCUUUCUCUGUUCUUUGGGUCUGAUACAAAUGUCAU
Messenger RNA from Spea bombifrons (plains spadefoot toad), 1781 nucleotides. Its product is annotated as protein mono-ADP-ribosyltransferase PARP11-like. Gene Ontology annotation, molecular function: NAD+ poly-ADP-ribosyltransferase activity. The transcript is spliced from 10 exons. The coding region runs from base 380 to 1390 and encodes 336 amino acids. Lineage: Eukaryota; Metazoa; Chordata; Amphibia; Anura; Pelobatidae. The record is from RefSeq and is a predicted model, not a curated record.